Molecule: messenger RNA, 318 nt
Organism: Humulus lupulus (European hop)
Lineage: Eukaryota; Viridiplantae; Streptophyta; Magnoliopsida; Rosales; Cannabaceae
Exons: 1
Coding region: 1-318 (105 amino acids)
Source: RefSeq, a predicted model, not a curated record
AUGGUAGCUUACUUGGAGAAGGUAAAAGAAGUAGUCGGGCAAUUUGAGUUUUACCCGAUUGAACAAGUUCCAUGGGAACAUAAUUCGAAUGCAGAUGCUUUAGCUCGACUCAGCACAACCAAAGAAGUUGAUACACUCAAUGUGGUACCAGACAAAUUUCUACUCGUACCGAGCAUAGCCGAGCCUGGCGGGGAUGAUGUUAGCAUGAUAAACUCGCAACCUACUUGGAUGACUCCCAUAAUAGACUACCUUGAAACCGAGAGCUUGCCAGCGGACCGGAACGAGGCAAGAAAGUUAUUGUACAAGAUACCAAGGUAA